This is a messenger RNA of Microtus ochrogaster (prairie vole), 4590 nucleotides long. It is a transcript of the gene Cyfip1, whose product is annotated as cytoplasmic FMR1 interacting protein 1. Gene Ontology annotation, molecular function: small GTPase binding. The transcript has 30 exons. NCBI's taxonomy places the organism in Eukaryota, Metazoa, Chordata, Mammalia, Rodentia, Cricetidae. Bases 225 to 4064 code for a protein of 1279 amino acids. The record is from RefSeq and is a predicted model, not a curated record. Gene Ontology annotation, biological process: regulation of actin filament polymerization.
CGACCCGGGCCGAAAGGGCCGAACCGGAGGCUCGGGACCCAAAGCGGCCAGCGGGAGAAGGGAGGAGCGCCGGGAGGAAGAGGCCGAGCCGCGGAGCACCGCCCUGGAGGAAGGGGAGGAGGCCGGGUGUUUCCUGGUGCAUUCCCGACCCGCCCCAGUGACUCAUUGGGGGUAGGAGAGCUCCCCGGGCCCGCCCUGGACGAGCGAAGGCGGCGCAGACCAGUAUGGCUGCCCAAGUGACACUAGAAGAUGCGCUGUCCAACGUGGACCUCCUGGAGGAGCUGCCUCUGCCUGACCAGCAGCCCUGCAUUGAGCCUCCACCUUCCUCCCUGCUCUAUCAGCCCAACUUCAACACCAACUUUGAAGACAGAAAUGCAUUUGUCACGGGCAUUGCAAGAUACAUUGAACAAGCGACUGUCCACUCGAGCAUGAACGAGAUGCUGGAGGAAGGCCAAGAAUAUGCUGUCAUGCUCUACACCUGGAGGAGCUGCUCUCGAGCCAUCCCUCAGGUGAAGUGCAACGAACAGCCUAAUAGAGUUGAGAUUUAUGAGAAGACGGUGGAAGUCCUUGAACCAGAGGUCACAAAACUGAUGAAUUUUAUGUACUUCCAGAGAAAUGCCAUCGAACGUUUCUGUGGGGAAGUGAGACGCCUGUGUCACGCGGAGAGGAGGAAGGACUUUGUGUCCGAAGCCUACUUGAUCACUUUGGGCAAAUUCAUCAACAUGUUUGCCGUGCUUGACGAGCUGAAGAACAUGAAGUGUAGCGUGAAGAAUGACCACUCAGCGUAUAAGAGGGCUGCUCAGUUUUUACGUAAAAUGGCAGAUCCACAGUCCAUCCAGGAGUCCCAGAACUUGUCCAUGUUCCUGGCCAACCACAACAAGAUCACACAAUCUCUACAACAGCAGCUCGAGGUCAUUUCUGGCUACGAAGAGCUCCUGGCGGACAUCGUGAAUCUCUGUGUGGAUUACUACGAGAACAGAAUGUACUUGACGCCCAGUGAAAAGCACAUGCUUCUCAAAGUCAUGGGAUUUGGCCUGUACCUGAUGGAUGGGAGUGUCAGUAACAUCUACAAACUAGAUGCCAAGAAAAGAAUCAACUUAUCCAAAAUAGACAAAUACUUCAAGCAGCUGCAGGUGGUUCCCCUGUUUGGAGAUAUGCAGAUAGAACUGGCGAGAUACAUCAAGACCAGUGCUCACUAUGAAGAGAAUAAGUCCCGGUGGACCUGCACGUCCUCAAGCAGCAGCCCGCAGUACAACAUCUGUGAGCAGAUGAUCCAGAUCCGGGAGGACCACAUGCGCUUCAUCUCUGAGCUGGCACGCUACAGCAACAGUGAGGUGGUCACCGGGUCUGGCCGGCAGGAGGCCCAGAAGACAGAUGCUGAGUACCGGAAGCUCUUCGACCUGGCUCUGCAGGGCCUGCAGCUUCUGUCGCAGUGGAGCGCACACGUGAUGGAAGUGUACUCCUGGAAGCUGGUCCACCCCACCGACAAGUACUCCAACAAGGACUGCCCGGACAAUGCUGAGGAGUAUGAGCGCGCCACGCGUUAUAACUACACCACCGAGGAGAAGUUUGCCCUGGUGGAGGUGAUCGCCAUGAUCAAAGGCCUGCAGGUGCUGAUGGGCAGGAUGGAGAGCGUGUUCAAUCACGCCAUCAGGCACACUGUCUACGCUGCCCUGCAAGACUUUUCCCAGGUGACCCUCAGAGAGCCGCUGAGACAGGCCAUCAAGAAGAAGAAGAACGUCAUCCAGAGUGUUCUGCAGGCCAUCAGGAAGACUGUGUGUGACUGGGAGACGGGGCACGAACCCUUCAAUGACCCAGCUCUGCGGGGUGAAAAGGACCCUAAGAGUGGCUUUGACAUCAAGGUGCCACGGCGUGCUGUAGGACCCUCCAGCACACAGCUCUUCCUGGUGCGCACUAUGGCUGAGUCCUUGAGCUCUGCCGAGCUGCAGAGGCAGCUCAAGUCUCUGGGCAUGGAAAGGCUCUUGCAUGUGGUAAACGCGUUUCUGAGGCAGUCGUACACCUAUCCACCUCUCUUAACCUUUGGUGGUAAGACAUCCUUCGUUUUUCUUGUUGAUGCUUUUGGCACGGAGCUUUACAUGGUGAGAACCAUGCUAGAGUCCCUCAUUGCAGACAAAAGUGGUGCCAAGAAAACCUUGAGAAGUAGCCUUGAGGGGCCCACCAUAUUGGACAUAGAAAAGUUCCAUCGAGAGUCUUUCUUCUACACACACUUGAUAAAUUUCAGUGAAACACUGCAGCAGUGCUGUGACCUUUCCCAGCUGUGGUUCCGAGAGUUCUUCCUGGAGCUGACCAUGGGCAGGCGGAUCCAGUUCCCCAUUGAGAUGUCUAUGCCCUGGAUUCUGACUGACCACAUCCUCGAGACCAAGGAGGCGUCCAUGAUGGAGUACGUCCUCUACUCCCUGGAUCUGUACAACGACAGCGCCCACUACGCGCUCACCAGGUUCAACAAGCAGUUUCUCUAUGACGAAAUCGAGGCCGAGGUGAAUCUAUGUUUUGACCAAUUUGUUUACAAACUGGCAGACCAGAUAUUUGCGUAUUACAAGGUUAUGGCAGGAAGUUUGCUUCUCGACAAACGGUUACGAUCGGAAUGCAAAAACCAGGGCGCCACGAUCCACCUGCCACCGUCCAACCGCUACGAGACGCUGUUGAAGCAGAGACACGUGCAGCUGCUCGGAAGAUCCAUCGAUCUCAAUCGUCUGAUUACGCAGCGUGUCUCAGCAGCCAUGUAUAAAUCUCUAGAAUUGGCAAUCGGGCGGUUUGAAAGUGAAGAUUUGACAUCAGUGGUCGAGCUGGAUGGCCUCUUAGAAAUCAAUCGCAUGACACACAAGCUGAUGAGCAAGUACCUCACACUGGACAGCUUUGACGCCAUGUUCCGGGAAGCCAACCACAACGUGUCUGCGCCUUAUGGAAGGAUUACCCUCCAUGUCUUCUGGGAGCUGAAUUACGACUUCUUGCCCAACUACUGCUAUAAUGGCUCCACCAACCGAUUUGUUCGGACAGUAUUGCCAUUUUCUCAGGAAUUUCAGCGAGACAAACAGCCCAAUGCACAGCCCCAGUAUCUGCAUGGAUCCAAGGCUCUGAACCUAGCCUACUCCAGCAUUUAUGGCAGCUACCGGAACUUUGUGGGGCCUCCUCACUUCCAGGUCAUCUGCCGGCUGCUUGGCUACCAGGGCAUCGCGGUGGUCAUGGAAGAGCUGCUGAAGGUUGUCAAGAGCCUGCUGCAAGGCACGAUCCUGCAGUACGUGAAGACCCUGAUGGAGGUGAUGCCCAAGAUCUGCCGCCUUCCCCGCCAUGAGUACGGCUCUCCUGUAAAUCUUCAAGUUUCUGUUAAAAAUUUAAACUUUUGCAAUUCCUUCAUCUUACAUAAGGACAGAGCAAAUAAAUUAUUUUCCAACACAGAGGGGGAGAGAGUUGAUGCGAAAAUGAAAAGACUAGAAUCCAAGUAUGCGCCCCUGCAUCUUGUCCCACUGAUUGAAAGGCUGGGAACCCCACAGCAAAUUGCAAUCGCAAGAGAAGGAGACUUACUGACCAAGGAGCGACUUUGCUGUGGUCUGUCCAUGUUUGAGGUCAUCCUGACACGGAUCCGGACCUUUCUGGAUGAUCCCAUCUGGCGUGGGCCUCUGCCCAGCAAUGGGGUCAUGCAUGUGGAUGAGUGUGUGGAGUUUCACAGGCUGUGGAGCGCCAUGCAGUUUGUGUACUGCAUCCCCGUGGGGACACACGAGUUCACAGUGGAGCAGUGUUUUGGAGAUGGGCUCCACUGGGCUGGCUGCAUGAUCAUUGUACUGCUCGGACAGCAGCGCCGCUUUGCAGUGCUGGAUUUCUGCUACCAUCUUCUCAAAGUCCAGAAACAUGACGGCAAAGAUGAGAUUAUCAAAAAUGUGCCACUGAAGAAGAUGGUGGAGAGGAUCCGGAAGUUCCAGAUUCUCAACGAUGAGAUCAUCACUAUCCUGGACAAGUACUUGAAGUCUGGUGAUGGGGAGAGCACGCCUGUGGAACAUGUCCGCUGCUUCCAGCCGCCCAUCCACCAGUCCCUAGCCAGCAGCUAAGGGCUAAGCUGACGGCAUCCUGUAACUGACGGCAUGUUUGUCUUUAUGUUAAUUAUAUUGACGUUUUUAGGGACUAUUUUGAACCUACUUCCGGGGGUGCUUUUUGAUCUGAAAGCUUAACUUUAUAAAACUUAUUUUUCUAAACUAAAACUUGUAUAUGCCUUUGGAAUUGGGAAGUAUGAGAAUACUGGUUGCCAGUUGUUGCCAUUACUAUGAUGGUCUUAACAGGUAUUUUUAUGUUGAAUGUUCCAGUAGCUAGUUAUAAAAUAUUGAAUUAGCCUGUAAGAAGCAUAACGCCAACUAACUGUAUUUUAAAACUUCCCUACCAAUUUUUAUUAUACUUAAUGAGUAGCUGCUUUGUUUAGGGAUUUUUCUGACGGUCUUUUAGGAAAUCUUUUCUAAGUCAUUGCUCCCUUUUAUGCCAAAAGAGUGAAAUUGUUUCCUCUGCUUCCACCAAAUCCAGUAAUGUCAGUCUGAUUUGUAAGAUACGACUUACAGAUUAGAGAAAUAAAAGUUAAUGUAAUCU